Molecule: messenger RNA, 2975 nt
Organism: Phalaenopsis equestris
Lineage: Eukaryota; Viridiplantae; Streptophyta; Magnoliopsida; Asparagales; Orchidaceae
Product: DNA ligase 1-like
Exons: 12
Coding region: 223-2871 (882 amino acids)
Biological process (GO): chromatin organization; regulation of double-strand break repair
Cellular component (GO): nucleus
Molecular function (GO): histone binding; DNA binding
Source: RefSeq, a predicted model, not a curated record
UCUUUCUAACACGUGGCCUUACGAGCUCCAAAGCGGCGGCAAUAAGAUCAGUCGGCUAGCCACGUGGCAUCGGAAUAUAAAUAUAAAUGAGGGGCAAAAUAGUAAAAGAAAAAAAUAGCUCUUUUUGCAGGCCGAGUGCGAGUGGAAGCGGAGCCGAGAGAGAUUUCGACGGGAGUUGCCGAUUCGGAGCUUGUCGGAUCUUUUUGCUGCUGCAUUAUUGGAAUGGAGGAAGCGGAGCAAUCAUUGGAGCCGAAGGAAGAUAGAUUGAAAGAUGUCACUGGUCCACCUGAUGGUGCAGUUGUAAAAGUUUCUACUGAGGUAUGGAAUGGGAAUGGAAAUAUGAUGGAAGAAGUAAGGCAUUAUGGAGAUGAAAAUAAUGUUUCUGAAGAGUUGAAGGCAGCGGCGGAGGUGAAGUGUCUGGGGGAUGUAAAGAAUGGUGAAGAUGAGAAGAAUUUGCAUGAAUUGAAGGUCGGAGAGGAGAUGAAUGGUGUUAAACAGAUUAAGAAAGGGGAAGAAGAUGAAAAUAUUAGGGAAACCAACAUAGUGGUUGAAAAUGAGGCAAGGUGUCUGGGGGAUGUGAAGAAUGGUGAAGAUGAGAAGAAUUUGAAUGAAUUGAAGGUCAGAGAGGAGAUGAAUGGUGUUAAACAGAUUAAGAAAGGGGAAGAAGAUGAAAAUAUUAGGGAAACCAACAUAGUGGUUGAAAAUGAGGCAAGGUGUCUGGGGGAUGUGAAGAAUGGUGAAGAUGAGAAGAAUUUGAAUGAAUUGAAGGUCAGAGAGGAGAUGAAUGGUGUUAAACAGAUUAAGAACGGGGAAGAAGAUAAAAAUAUUAGGGAAACCAACAUAGUGGUUGAAAAUGAGGCAAGGAAAGAUGCGGUUGGGGAUGAAAAGGUGGCUGGGGAUUCUCAGGAUUUGCAGGAAAAGAAGGAUUUUGAAAUAUCCAUUGGCGAGGAAAAGAAGAUGGAAGUUCAUGUUCAGAAUGGUACUGAGAUGAAAUUUAUUGUGGAAAGGGUGGAGGAUGAAGCUGUGGAGGAGGAUGUAAAAUACAGCAAUGAGAAGUAUGUCCAUGGAGAUGUUGAAGCUAUUGGAGGGAAGAGUAAGGAAGAAGGCAGCAGCGUGGUAGAUGAUAUCUCUGUUAAAGAGCUGGAGAAUGGUGAAGAUGAAGGUGGUGUGGAAGGGAUGAAAGUUGAUGAAAAUGGCAAACCUACAAGUAGUGAGAGGGUUGAGGAUAGUGUUUUGAUACAAGUUGAAGAGGAUGAUAGAGAGAAGGUUAGAAAGGAUGCCAGGGACAUGGAAAUGGUGGAAGCUAAAGAUGUGGUAGAGGAAGAAGCUCUUCAGGCAAAAGAUGAGGAAAGGCUUGCUGUAAGGGAAAGGGAAGAAGAUGAAAAGGAUAAUGGUGAAAAUGCUGGCAAGAUUGUGAGUGAUAAUGAAAAAGUGGAGUCUUUGAAAAGGAAAAGGAGCAGAGAUCGACGAACUUCUGAAACAGAUGAAGCUAAGAAAGAUGGCGACACCGAGGAAAAUGUUGAAGAAUUGGAGGUAAAUGGAAGUAGAAAGAGGUCUAAAGAGGUAUUGAGUUCCCCUGUGGGCUCCUCCAAUGAACGUCCUGUGCGUGAAAGGAAAACCGUUGAGAGGUUAGUAGAAGUUAUUGAAAAAGGGCCGGAUAGCACUGUUAUCAUAGAGAAGGGUCGAGGAACUCCAUUGAGGGAAAUACCUAAUGUGGCGUAUAAGUUGGCUAGAAAGAAGCCUGUAGAAUUGAAAUUUCUACAUCAGACACUUUUUGGAAGAAAAGGAAAGGCGGCCGAUUUUAAGAGCAAUCUUUUGAGGUUUUCUGGAUUUGCUUGGCAUGAAAGUGAGGAGAAACAAAGAGCUAAGAUAAAGGAGAAGCUGGACAAGUCUGUAAAAGAAAAUUUGUUGGAGUUGUGUGACUUGUUUGAUUUGUCUGUAUCUAAAACGAAUGCUAGAAAGGAUGAAAUAAUUAUGAAGGUUUUGGAUUUCUUGGAAGCUCCUCAAAAAAUGAGCGAUGUCAUGCAUGCUGAAAAGCAGUUAUCUAAAUCUCGAAAGAGGUCAAAGAGCUCGGGGAACAAUUUUGGAAGAAGGUCUAGGCAGAGGCAUGAAAAGACUGAGGACACGCGAAGUUCAGAUGUAAAGAGUUCACAUAAUGGCAAUGAUGACGAGGAAAACGAAGUUACAGAAGAAGACAAUAAUGAAGAUAAAGACUCGGAAAAAGCUCCAAAGGAAGAUGAAGAGAGUGAUGCAGAGGAGAAGGAAUCAGAAGAACCAGGCGGUGAACGGGGAGAUGAAACCAAGUUUGAUGGUGACUUUAAAAAAGAAAAGCAACUGAAGAAAUCUCCAAAAUGGAAAGAAAAGCAGGAUGUGAAGAACUCUCUCCCAAAACAGGCCUCUUCUGAUUCUGUGAAGAGGAAGAUUGGGAGCGACUCCAAAAUAUCCUCCACAAAAAUUGAUGGCAAGAACUCUUUGAAGACGCCGCCGUCCAAAAAUCCAAAGUCUAAGAAAAUUGGUGAUACCGGCGAAAAUGCAUUGUCAAAAAAGAAGGAUGCUGAAUCACCUAAUAAAUCAGAUUCAAAGUCAAAUUCAAAGGAGAAACCUUCUGUUCGCGGAAAAGCAUCCAAGGGCAGGGCAAAAUCUGGAAGAGCGCAGAAAUCCGGUCCCACUAAAGCAGAGCUGAGGAAUUCUAUAUGUAGGAUCCUCAAGGAGGUUGAUUUUAAUACGGCUACAUUUACAGAUAUACUUAAUCAACUUGCUUCAGAGUACAAAAUAGAUCUCACUCCAAGAAAAUUUGCAAUAAAACUAAUGAUCCAAGAGGAGCUCACCAAGUUGGGUGAUGAGGAAGAAGAAUACCAAGAAGAGGAUUGAAAUCCCUUAUAUAUAUAUAUAUAUAUAGAUGCCUUUAGACUGUAGUUUUUAGAUGAGGGAAUUGUAGGAAGAAUACCAAGAAGAAUACCAAGAAGAAUACCAAG